AUGAAUAGAGAAGAAGGUAAGAGAAUAGAAGAUCAAUCUAGUGUAUCUAUAAAAGAUUUCCCCCCCUUCACUUACAUUAACUAUGAUCAUGCGGGUGUAUUAUCUCCUGAAGACAUUCAUAUCAUAAAGAAGACUGCUGAGUUUUAUGUUUUAUCAACAGUGAAUCAAAAAGAUGAAAAUGACGAUAAUACUAGUGAUUUUUUUUCUAGUUUAAAAGCAGAACUUGGUAAAGAAGAACAAUUUCAAUUUUUAGAUGAACAACAUCCCUUAAAUCCAGUAUUUAAAGAUUUUAUAACACAGUAUAAAUCUGUUUUAUUGAAUCAUGAACCUAUAAAAGAUCAAAACAUUUUUCUCCGACAUUGUUUUGAUAGAGCUACGUAUAAUGAAUAUAAAAGACAGGUGGAAAGAAGUAAUCAGGAACGUUUUAACUUGUACAAGAUUCGUUUUGCAGCAAUAAAUUGGAAUAAAUUUCAUAUUGUAUCGAGUGUGGAAAAUAUUUUGAAGUCACAAAAUGUUAAUAAAAGAAAUGAUAAUAAUGGAAUAAGUACUAAGGCAUCAUCAUCUUCUUCUUUACAAAAUGUAAAGUGUCAUGAACCCCUAGAUUUCUCAAAAUUAAAUAAAAGAAAAAUAUCUUGUAAGGAUAGUGUGGGUUUCCUAAAUAAAUAUUUUGAAGAAAAUAAAGAAGAUAUUAAAGUAGAUCAGGCUUCUGAUUUAACUCAGAAUAAGCAAUCAAUUAUUAAGAAGACUAAGAAACGUAAAGGUAAAAUGUUGAUUAAGGGACAAGGAGAAACCAGAAUUAAUAAAAAAAAGAAAUAA
Arxiozyma heterogenica is the source of this 816-nucleotide messenger RNA. It is a transcript of the gene PRP21, whose product is annotated as Prp21p. Gene Ontology annotation, molecular function: RNA binding. Gene Ontology annotation, biological process: regulation of alternative mRNA splicing, via spliceosome; mRNA cis splicing, via spliceosome. The record is from RefSeq and is a predicted model, not a curated record. NCBI's taxonomy places the organism in Eukaryota, Fungi, Ascomycota, Saccharomycetes, Saccharomycetales, Saccharomycetaceae. The transcript has a single exon. Gene Ontology annotation, cellular component: U2-type prespliceosome; U2 snRNP; catalytic step 2 spliceosome. Bases 1 to 816 code for a protein of 271 amino acids.